This is a messenger RNA of Mercenaria mercenaria, 1639 nucleotides long. Its product is annotated as deoxycytidylate deaminase-like. Gene Ontology annotation, molecular function: zinc ion binding; dCMP deaminase activity. Lineage: Eukaryota; Metazoa; Mollusca; Bivalvia; Venerida; Veneridae. Gene Ontology annotation, biological process: dTMP biosynthetic process; dUMP biosynthetic process. The record is from RefSeq and is a predicted model, not a curated record. Gene Ontology annotation, cellular component: cytoplasm.
AAAUAUGGCAUUCAUUUUGAAAUUCAAGAUGACUGCCGCACUGAUGUGCCGAAACAUUUUACCAAUGGGAAUUCUUGAUAGGUGACACAUAAGUAUCAUAAAAAUAUCAAUUUCAGAAUAUAAGGAAAAAGUCCAAAGAUAUGGCUUUUCUUUUUUUUUUUUUUUUUUUUUUUGCUUUUCUUUCCAUGCAAAUCACAAAACGGCUCUUAAUAACGUUACACGUCAUUAACUGCAAUCGUUUCAUUUAUGCAUUAAAUUAAACAAGGCUUCGUUUUAUACAACUUUAUCAUUGACAGCUGUUGUAAAUAACAUAUACCGGAAAUUAACUUGUAAUUCAAUUUUAAGUUCAUACGUAUAUCAACAUAUAACGGAUAAUUAUGUCAGGGAAACUAUCAAACGAGAAGAGACCAUGGUAUAUCAGCUGGGACGAAUAUUUCAUGGGAGUAGCUCUUAUAACUGCUCAAAGGAGUAAAGAUCCAGUAACUCAGGUUGGCUCUUGUAUAGUGAAUGCCGACACAAUCAUUAGUACUGGGUAUAAUGGUAUGCCAAAUGGAUGUAGUGAUGACACCAUGCCAUGGGGAAAGCACCAACCAGACAAACUCAGAAAUAAACAACUUUACGUUUGUCAUUCAGAAAUGAACGCCAUUUUAAAUAAAGUUUCUUCGGACGUCCGUGGCUGUACUUUAUACGUGACAUUAUUCCCGUGUAACCAGUGUGCCAAAAUUAUUAUACAGGCGGGCAUAAAGGAAGUUGUGUAUUAUGACGAUAAACAUCACUAUAAAAUAGAAACAAAAGCUUCAAAACUUAUGUUGGAAACGGCCGGCAUCAAAACUAGGCAAUAUGCACCGUCGCAGCUAAAACUGAGGAUUGGACAUAUAGAAAGCAAACUUUGAUAUGUUUUAAAGUGGAAAUUAAAAGACGGUGUGAUAAUAUUGCAUGUAUGAUGGUCCCCUCCGGUAACGCGGUACUUAAUUUCGCCGAAAAAAUAGAAUAAUAAAAAGAACUUACUUUUAUGUAUUUCCUAGACCAUGAUGAACUGUUGUGUCUCAAGUAUCUAUCCACGAGGAAUCAAUAAUUUAAAGCCAUGUUUUGAAAUAGUUUAUCAAACUCAAUCGGCCAUAUUGCAUAACAGGUGCUCCCAAGGGAGUCCACUCUGGUACCGCGGUAAUUCUGUCAUUAAAAGUAUGGUGUCCAUGAAGGACCAACAUUUUCAACAAUGAACUGGAAAACGUUACUUAACACUGUUAAACCACAAAAUUUAUGAAAAUAACUUAUUUUACUUUUUUGUUCUUAUUUUUUGCAAAUUUUAUAUAAAAAACCCUCUAACUUGCUGUUAUUUAGUCAAUUUGCAAACAGUGAGGACAUCUAAAUACACUGUUCCUCCUCAACACUUUCACCUCUGAGCAGUACCUUAAGUGUGUCCAGUGUGCACAAAAGUCACAUUUUCCCCAGGUCACGAAAACAAUAGUGUCACAUCCCCUAAUCUCCUCGGGUUGCCAGCCAGAGCAAACACAGCACAAAUCUUCAUUUUCCUGUUCAGAGACAAUACUGUCUUCAUCCUCUGACAGAAGAUGUAUAGGUCCACCAGUUUUAUUCACUCAUGAGGUGCUUGGCAUAGGGUCUUUCUGAUUUUGUGACA